Durusdinium trenchii is the source of this 1042-nucleotide messenger RNA. The record is from the annotation of a GenBank genome assembly. NCBI's taxonomy places the organism in Eukaryota, Dinophyceae, Suessiales, Symbiodiniaceae.
AAAGUAGCAAAAAACCCGUUUCAUCGAAACCCUCGACCUCUUCGAAGAACCACAACGUUUUCGAGAAAAAUCAACGCUUUGGAUGGCGCCCAUGAGCGAUGUGAAGUACAAGACGAUUCAGCUGGAUCUCCGGGAGGGCGUUUGCACGGCGACGAUGGAUGCGGGAGAUCAAGGCCAAGUGAAUCUGAUGACCGGGAAGCUCUUCAAAGAGUUUGGCGACAUGGUGAAGCGCGUGGCGCGCGAUGACCAGAUCCGCGUGCUGGUGGUGAAAUCGGCCAACGAGCAUUUCUGGUUGGCGCAUUUGGACGUGAACGCCAUUCUGAAUGAGCCAAACCCACCACACGAACGAGGAGAGGUGCUGAAUGAGUGGCAUUCCAACAUGGAGAUUCUCCGGAACAUGCCCAAGGCCACCAUUGCUGUGCUGGCUGGCCGGGUAGGUGGAGGAGGCCAUGAGUUCGCCUUGAACUUUGACAUGAGAUUUGGCCUCUAUGACAAAACCAAGAUUUGUCAAAUGGAAGUUCCUCUGGGCAUCAUCCCCGGCGGCGGCGCGUGUGUGAAUUUGCGGCGGCUUUUGGGCGCCGGGAGAGCCAUGGAGGUCAUUUUGUCUGGAGAUGACAUUGAAGCAGAGCAAGCCGAGCGAUGGGGCUUGCUGAAUCGCUGCUUCAAGGAUCGUGAGCAGCUGGAGGCGCACGUGGCGCGCUUGGCGCAGCGCCUGGCGCAGUGGCCCAGCGAGGCCGUGCGCUGCGCCAAGGCGUCGGUCCUGGCGGCCGAGCGAAUGCCUCACACCGAGGCGCUCAAGGAAAACCUGAUGCUCUUCUACCGAUCCCUUCGAGGCCCUGAGGCGCGUGCCCGCUUGCAGCGCUUUUUGAAGGAAGGUGGUCAGAGCUGGUCUGGUGAGAUGGAUUUGCAGAGCACUCUGAGCAAGUUGUAGGCCGUCGUCCUUUGGGCAGACCGAUCGUUGUCCUGCAGACGAUAGGGGUCUGACGCGAAGGGGUCGCGCUGAAACUGAUUUGGAGAAGGAAGUUGCUUUUGAGGCCGCAGA